Molecule: messenger RNA, 917 nt
Organism: Cloeon dipterum
Lineage: Eukaryota; Metazoa; Arthropoda; Insecta; Ephemeroptera; Baetidae
Gene: mRpS2
Product: mitochondrial ribosomal protein S2
Exons: 4
Coding region: 123-848 (241 amino acids)
Biological process (GO): translation
Cellular component (GO): mitochondrial small ribosomal subunit; ribosome
Molecular function (GO): structural constituent of ribosome
Source: RefSeq, a predicted model, not a curated record
GAAGGUUGGCAACACUGCUGGUGCCAUGCCGAAACUCAUGUAAACACUUUGUCCGGUUUCUAUUUAGGUUUCAUUCUUUUGAAAUUUUAUCGUAAAAAGGAGGAAUUUACCAAAUUUAAAAAAUGUUAGCUAUAAGACAGCAGAUCAGGGGGAUAUCCAAAUCUGCUGCUGCAGCUGGAAAUGCUGCUUUACAGGACGCGGUUCACAGCGGAAGCGACCAACCUGGUGUUAUUUAUAAUUCAGAGCCUUUGAAGGUGGCUGACUACUUUGGAAUCCAGAAAUUAGUGAAAGUGAAGGACAUGUUUGAAGCCAAAGUGCAUUUGGGACACAUGGAAGGCUCACUCCAUCCAGCGAUGAAGCCAUACUUGUACGGAUCGAGACUGGGCCACUGUGUGUUUGAUCUCGACAUUUCAGCUUCGAUGCUCAGGAGAUCACUUCACGUUCUGGCUAACAUCGUGUACAGAAAUGGAGUCAUACUUUUCAUGUGCCCACCGAGCAAAAGUCAGGCCGCCAGAGCCACGGAAAUGUGCGCCCAGUAUUGCAACGAAUUCUCUCAUGUCCGUCAUUGGAAACAAGGAACUUUUACCAAUUCCAGCAAACAGUUUGGCUUGGUCACCAGACUUCCGGACCUGUGUGUUUUCAUGGGCACUCCGCACGACGCCACUGUAGAAUGUGCGAAAAUGAACAUACCGACCCUUGCAAUUCUCGACUCAAAUGCUGACCCCGCAUUAGUUACCUACCACAUACCUGGCAAUGAUGACUCAAUGAGCUCAAUCAACUAUUUCAGCAAAGUGUUCUCGGACACCAUCAAAAUCGCUAAGGCCAAGAAAAAGGAGGACGGAGUUUAACGCCCAGUUAGGAGCUGCGUGUAGCUAUGCUUGUUAGCGAAAUAAUAAAAGUCAACAUUUGUUAAGCAA